Lepidothrix coronata (blue-crowned manakin) is the source of this 3755-nucleotide messenger RNA. RefSeq names its product wntless Wnt ligand secretion mediator (gene WLS). Bases 51 to 1676 code for a protein of 541 amino acids. Gene Ontology annotation, molecular function: Wnt-protein binding. The record is from RefSeq and is a predicted model, not a curated record. The transcript is spliced from 12 exons. Lineage: Eukaryota; Metazoa; Chordata; Aves; Passeriformes; Pipridae. Gene Ontology annotation, cellular component: organelle membrane; endomembrane system. Gene Ontology annotation, biological process: intracellular protein transport; Wnt protein secretion; Wnt signaling pathway.
GCCCGGGCACAGCGCAGCACAGCCCGCCCCGGGCCCCCCGCCCCGCCAGCAUGGCCGGGGCUAUCAUCGAGAACAUGAGCACCCGCAAGCUCUGCAUCGUCGGGGGCAUCCUGCUCGUGUUCCAAGUCAUCGCCUUCCUGGUGGGAGGGCUCAUCGCUCCCAGCCCCACUACAGCUGUUCCUUACAUGUCAGUGAAGUGCAUUGACGUAAGGAAGAACCACCACAAAACCAAGUGGCUGAUGCCCUGGGGACCCAACCACUGCAAGAAGCUGAAGGACUUUGAUGAGGCGGUGAGUCGGCAGAUCGAGGCCAACGACAUCGUGUUUGCUGUGCAUGUCCCGCUGCCCACCAAGGAGAUGAGCCCAUGGUUCCAGUUCAUGCUCUUCAUCAUGCAGCUGGACAUCGCCUUCAAGAUGGACAAUGACCUGAAGGAGAACGCAGAGAUCACGCUCGAUGUGUCGCUGGCCUAUCGUGAUGACACGUUCAGUGACUGGGAAGAAAUAGCUCAUGCCAUAGAGAACAGGAAGCUGAAGUGCACCUUUGGCUCACCAAAAACUCUGGAGUCCGAGGGCCGGCACUACGACUGCGACUUCCUGCCCUUCAUGGAGAUCGGCAGCGUGGCACACAAGUACUACCUCAUCAACAUCCGCCUGCCUGUCAACGAGAGAAAGGGCAUCAACGUGGGCAUCGGCGAGAUCAAGGACAUCCGCCUCGUGGGCAUCCAUCAAAACGGAGGCUUCACCAAGGUGUGGUUUGCCAUGAAGACCUUCCUGACCCCCAGCAUUCUGAUUAUCAUGGUGUGGUACUGGAGGCGGAUCACGCUGAUGACACGUGCUCCUGUCCUGCUGGAGAAGGUCAUCUUUGCUCUGGGAAUUUCCAUGACGUUCAUUAACAUCCCUGUAGAGUGGUUUUCCAUCGGUUUUGACUGGACUUGGAUGCUGCUCUUCGGAGACAUUCGGCAAGGAAUUUUCUAUGCCAUGCUGCUCUCGUUUUGGAUCAUCUUCUGUGGGGAGCACAUGAUGGACCAGAGCGAGCGGAAUCGGCUCUCGGGAUACUGGAAGCAAGUUGGACCCAUAGCUGUGGGCUCCUUCUGCCUCUUCAUCUUUGACAUGUGCGAGAGGGGGGUGCAACUCAAGAAUCCCUUCUACAGCAUCUGGACCACCGAGGUGGGCACGGAGCUGGCUAUGGCCUUUAUUAUAGUUGCAGGGAUCUGCCUGUGCCUCUAUUUUCUCUUCCUGUGUUUCAUGGUCUUCCAAGUGUUCAGAAACAUCAGUGGGAAGCAGUCAAGCCUCCCUGCCAUGAGCAAGGCUCGGCGCCUUCACUAUGAGGGGCUGAUUUUUAGGUUCAAGUUUCUGAUGCUCAUCACCCUGGCCUGUGCAGCCAUGACUGUCAUCUUCUUCAUUGUGAGCCAGGUGACAGAAGGCCACUGGAAGUGGGGGGACAUAACAAUACAGGUGAACAGCGCCUUCUUCACGGGCAUCUACGGGAUGUGGAACCUCUACGUGUUUGCCCUCAUGUUCCUGUACGCGCCGUCCCACAAGAACUACGGCGAGGACCAGUCCAAUGGUGACCUGGGGGUGAACAGCGGGGAGGAGCUCCAGCUCACCACCACCAUCACCCACGUGGACGGGCCCACGGAGGUUUACAAGCUGGCUCGGAAGGAGGCUCAGGAGUGACACAGAGGUGCCUCAGUGGGGCCCUGGCCUGGGGUGGGAGCAGAGGACACACAAGUCCCUCUGGCAGGAGACCUCUGCGGCCAAAUUCGCUCCUUGAGCGCCCCGUCCCUGGUGUGUUCUCAGAGCAGUGACACCGAGCAGAACAUUUGUAACUCUUUACUAUGGUGUAGUUAUUCCUGGGGGGAGGGAUGUGUAUAUUGUGUUCCACUCGGGCACGUAAAACCCUGCUGGAAAGGCAUUAGGGUUGCAAAGUCGUGCGUUUGGACGUCGGGACGGGGCAGAGCUGCCGUGGGGCUGGUUUUAUUUGGCCGUGUGUGCUGGUGCAUAAAAAGGUGCUGCAGGGAGCUCAGCUGGCAGCACAUACUCAGUAGUCCAAGUUUUCUCCUGUGUGCAACUUAUACAAGGUGCUGGUGGGGAGAGGGACUAAAUCCUCGUUGUAAAAACAUUUAAUUCCACCAUUUGUAACUGUAUCAACCCAAGUUUGAGUCUUUAGUGCAGCCCUGCAGCCACCCUCUGUCCUUGAAUGAAGCACAGCUGGGAGAGGAGUAGGCUGUUAUAAGGUUUUUGUAGGAGCAGCAACGUGCAUUCUCAGUAGGGUUUACAGCUGUUUGUUGAAUACAGGGAAUGUCCAGCCUUGAUGCUGAGUUGAGUUGCAGGAGAACAGAGCACUCCUGACACAGUUUCCAGGGGUGCUGAUCCCACAGCCACCUCCUGGGCUUUUGUAGCUUCCUCCAUCUUUCCCUUUUGUUGUGGGACAUCCCUGUGAGCUGGGCAGUCCUGCUCCUCCAUGCACUGCUGGGCUGGAGCACACUUGGCAGAGCUGGAUUCCUCCAGGGAUUAUCAGACUUGAAAGAAUCAGCUGGUCACGCACUAAUGUGGAUCUUCAAUAUUCGCUUUUCCAGAGCAAACACAGGCACUGAGCUUGCUCAGCCCCACGCUGGGAGGCUGCUGGCACUGCAAGGGAAGUGGGAACUGAUCGAGGUGGAGGCUUGAAUUGGACUGUGCUGGGACCAGUUAAGAGCAGUGAAUGGUGGAGGGGAAGAACUGUGGCCAGAAGGGUCUGUGCUGCUCAGGACACACCUCCCAGGGCCUGGAGCAUCCAGAGAGCCUCAUGAGCUGGCAAUAGUAAAUGUAGUAGUAGUAAAUAAGCAGUGUUAACUGCUAGUAACAUGUAAUCCACCUUCCCAGUUUUGUCCCUAGAUCAGGGUCUGCUGCUGCUGUAUGUGGCUGAAGGGUCAGAGAUGAGGAAGAGAAGCUCCCAAAGCUGCUGCCAGGCUGUCAGCCCAGGUACCAUCAUGAUUCCCACCCAAAAUUUAUUCCUAUCCGUUUAUUAAAGCUCAACACUUGGUAAAAAGAGAGGGUGAAUCAAAAGAUCAUCUUGCAUCCUUUAGGUUGCCGGGCACCCCCAGCUGUACCUCUGGUUACAAUGUGACACACUGAGCAGACCCCCUUUGCCAAAGGGCUGCUUCCUUUGUAUUGAUUGGAGCUAUUACAGGCUUUUCUUAAAAGGAAGUAAUUCUGUUUGUUGUGUUCACCCUCUCCGAGAUACUGAGCUCCCCGGCCCCUGGAGCACCCCAGCAGGGUCACAGCUGAGUAGGUGUUCCUGCUUGGAGUAUUUAUUCCAUUGCAAAGUGAAUUAAAUCAAUGCACAUCAACGUAACUCCAGCACGUUCCCGGCUGAGCGCUCGACUUUGCAACUUUAACAUCCCUUUUCCCUUGGGUCCUUACGUGAUAUUUAUGUUGUUUCCAUAGGUGUGUCCGUGGUUUCUUUUCCAGCUUAGUCUCUAGGAUUCUGUUUUGUAAAGGCUCUUCAUGAACUGGGACCCACAGCUUUCAAACCAAAUUCUGUGUCCAAUACUAACAGUUUGUUUACGGGGCGUGUGGACGUGUGUGUGUGCGUGUGUGGGUUUUUUAUUUUUCAUCCCUAAGCCCUACUCAUACGUCUUGGAAAUAGUCCGUGGGUCUUAUUAAAAUAUAUCCUUUUUUUGUUUAGGUUGAGUUCAGUUUUUACAGAAUGCUUUAAGCAACCUGGAAAACCUGUAGUUUUGUUAAUUUAAAUAAAAUAUACAAUAUUGUGGA